Messenger RNA from Brassica oleracea var. oleracea, 618 nucleotides. Its product is annotated as probable L-type lectin-domain containing receptor kinase S.7. Lineage: Eukaryota; Viridiplantae; Streptophyta; Magnoliopsida; Brassicales; Brassicaceae. Gene Ontology annotation, molecular function: protein kinase activity; ATP binding. Gene Ontology annotation, biological process: protein phosphorylation. The coding region runs from base 1 to 618 and encodes 205 amino acids. The transcript is spliced from 3 exons. The record is from RefSeq and is a predicted model, not a curated record.
AUGUUUGAGAGGAAUAGGCGAAUCAAGGAGCAGGUCAAGCAACAAGAAGAUCUCUUAAACCAGAAUUUAGCCUCCACGUGCCUACUCGCCGGAGUUUCUCCUCCGUCGUGGCUAUGGUCUCCGUCUCUACCUUCCCAAACUUCAGAGUUGAGUAAGGAGGAGAUUAUCUUAGGACGCCUAAGCCGUCUCGUUCCAUAUCAACAGCCCGUCAGUCUUCUAGCUGAAAAUGGAGUAAGACAAGACCUGGCAUCUGUGCAAGUGGUUCACAGGGACAUAAAGACAAGCAACAUAAUGCUUGACGUAAACCUCAACGCUAGGCUCUGCGAUUUUGGUCUUGCUAGGCUCACUGAGCACGAUAAAAGCCCCAUCUCGACCUUGACUGCUGUCACGAUGGGGUAUCUCCAAUACGGCUCUGCGACGACUGAGAAAACAGAUGCGUUUAGCUACGGACUGCUGAUUCCAGAGGUCACUUGUGGAAAGAGGGCAAUAGACAAAGAAUCAGAGGGCCAGAAGACUGUGAAUCUAGUGGACUGGGUUUGGAGAUUACACAGUGAAGUAAGAGUUGUCGUCAAAGCUGUUGAUGAGAGAUUGAAAGGCCAGUUUGAUGAGGAAUUCUGA